UCUGUUUCUGCUCUGCUGUCUCUCUUACACACACACUCACACAGAGGGAGGCUGAUAACUGUGAUUCCGCUGCUGAAUUUUUAACGCUGUUGUGGAACUUUUUUUUUUCCAGCCGGGGUUACUGUGGCACCGGGGUACUAUUACACUGACAGAGACGGGGAGACCGGGCUCAACUCUUUUCUGUUGUUUACUGAGGCUACACUGACCCAGACUGUGCAUGGAGUGUAUGGCCCAUCCCGUCCUGAUGCUGUUACCGUAACAUUAUGACCCUUAACACUCAGAGAGAUAAGGAGCCUCUGCGGCGUCGAGGGAGCACACCAAUUCCUCCCCUCUACCAGCAGCUAAGCGGGACUUGGGACCUUCAAAGAUCCCUGAGCACACAGCCAGCACGUCCCGGUCCAACUCGCAGCCACCCUCCUUUAGGGCAGUCAGCAUCUUACCAUCCCGGAGACAAGUCCUUGCACUACCGCGCUCACUGGAGUUCUGACUCAGAUGACGACUCACAGAGUGAAUCAGAGUGCGUUUACAGAGUGGUGUUGCUUGGCGACCAUGGUGUUGGGAAGACCAGCCUCGCAGGCAUCUUUGCUGGAAUCACGGAGAAAGAUGAUCAACCUGGAGAAGAAACAUAUGAACGGACACUGAUGGUGGAUGGAGAGGAAACAACACUAAUUGUCAUGGACACAUGGGAGGGUGAUAAAUCGGAAAAAGGAGACCCAUCCUGUCAUGAUGACUGCCUGAAGGUGGGGAGUGCUUAUGUUAUUGUUUACUCUGUCACCGACCGCUCAAGUUUUGAUUCAGCUGCUGAGCUCCGCAUAACACUGAGGCGCGCUCGACAAGCCGAAAAUCUUCCCAUCAUCCUCGUAGGAAACAAGAGUGACUUGGUCCGGGCCAGAGAGGUCGCUGUGGAAGAGGGCAGCGCUUGUGCGGUAGUGUUUGACUGUAAAUUCAUUGAGACGUCUGCAUCCCUGCAGCAUAACGURUCCGAACUGUUUGAGGGCGUGGUGCGACAGAUUCGUCUCCGUCGGGACAGCAACGAGGUCACAAGGCACAGAAACUCAAUCUACAAGCGUAAAGAGAGCCUCACCAAGAAGGCCCGCCGUUUCCUGGAUCGACUGGUGGCACGAAACAACCAGCGAAUGGCAGUUAAAGUGCGCUCCAAGAGCUGCCAUGACCUAGCUGUCCUCUGAAGACUUGCUUUCAUCAAGACUUUUAUUGCGACUUCUUGAAUGAUUGCCUGUUUGUGAUACUGUGGAAAAUAGCAUCGGCUGUGUCUAUCRCGACCAGCGGGUCAGACUCAGACAAAGCUGUCACUGAAAGAUGAGUGAAUAGAAGACACUGUGACUGUGGGUCCUCUGUUUUACUGUUUUGUGUCAAAUUCGUUGUGACUUUACCUCCAAAUGACGUCAAUAUGAGGAUUUCAGAUGAAUGUAAGAGAUCACCAUUCUAUGGUUUAACAGUGGCAUGAGUGUGUGUGCAGGUGUGUGUGUGUGUGCGUGUGUGUGUGUGUGUAUCAGUAGAGGUGAUGUGACAUUGUUCAUCAUGGGGAACCUGAUCACUGUGUCCACCCUGUUGUUAUCCUGAGAUUUCUUGUGUUCAGAUUAAUGUGCUAAAUAAAAUUUUCAAAAGUCAUAAAAUCAUGUCAACUAGAGCUGUACAAAAUUACUUAUUUUGAGAUUUUUAAAUACUUUUUUAAUUAGCAUUACAUACUUGGCAGUGUCUAUUGAAAAAGUGAAAGUUCUGUCAUUUUUUACCCCUUCAUCCUGCCCAGUUUCCUGAAGAUAAUAUUCUGUUGMUGUUAAAAUAUGACAYCAAACCAAGUCAUGUUGCUUUUACCAUCAUUACAGCCUUAUAAGGGUGAAACACUGCAAAAUUACAUAAKAUUUAAUCUUCCAGGAACCUAGCACUACAUAUAUGUACAUAUGUACCAAYCUGAUUAAAAUGUGAAGCACAUAAUCUGAAAGUGAGGACCCACAUGAUUAUCUAAUAUUAUGUUAAGAGUUCAUGUAGGAGGUUCAUUGGAUUUCCCACAAUACUGCUGACUUUACCGAUCCAGGGUGUGUGGUAAAUGAAAGAAAGACAAUGACAACUUUUYMGUGGUCGCUUGAAAAAUGUUCAGAUAUGAAUUCAUCAUUCAUGUCAUCAAGUGAAGACCAAGGAAUAUGGUGGGACUUGGGGGAUUCUCUGCAGAGGAUCUUUUUAAGUUAAGUGGCUCAUGGUCACUCUGUGGUUUUAUUAAAGCCAGUGAUCAUGUCUUUUGAUUUAGCAACUCCCAGUAACAAGUUGUUGACUUCGCUUCAGUCUGUAAGCCAUCACACCUCCUCUCUGUAUGCUGACUUGACAUUUUUAUUGAUGAAAUCCACUAUGGUAAACUUUGCAGAUGACAUAAUGCAGUUUGAUCUGUGYACUGCUGCACAGUGAACAGAACAGGACUGAGUACACAACUUUGAGGGACCCCAGUAUUCAGAGCCUUUCUGUCAAAAUGUCAAGGAUCCAGUUGCAGAGGGAUGUGUUUCCACAGUAAUUCUCAAGUCAACAAACAUAACUAAGCAAAUAAACYUUUUGCCUUGGAUUCCYUCUAUAUYGAAGCAACAGAAAAUUCUUGUGAGUUAUUGGGAGGAAAGACCAAGAGACAUUGACAUUARAUUUUCCUAAAAAUUAGCUUCCAGCUAGCAAAAGCCCAGUGUAAAAACACAAAACGUAACCCUACAGCCUGGUUAUUUUGGYAUGCUUCAUAAUGUAUAUUUUCAAAGAUAUUUUGGUAAGAAAGGUAUGAUUAUAAWUUAGCUCAUUACUUUUUCAUCUGUGUACAACCAAAGAACCAGUUUAUUGACAGAAAAACUGGCUUGUUAGGCAAACUAUUUUUUGCUACAAAACACAGCUUGUGUCAAGUGAGAUUAUCUGGGCAAAUUUUGAACAGAGUAAGAAAAAGAAAACAAAGAAAAGAAARAACAGAAAUGUACUGUUUUGUAAACCGUCACUGUGUAUCAGUGAAUGCAUUUUUUAAAAAUAGAUUCCUUAAAACCUUCUCAUCAGCAUGUACGCUUGUCAAGUUCACACUGGUAGCUAUAAAUUUAACAAAUUUUGAAAAAGAAGAAUGCUUUUGAAAUUUUUGACAGUAACUUAUUUAUUUACCAUUUUUUCAGAUUAACUUCUUUCAGGGAAAUCUCCUGGUGUGGCUUGGUUGUUUUAUUCAGUUCUGUCAGCUGAAGCUACAUGGAUCAAACAUUAGUAAUCCACCUUGCAUAAACACACUGUCAAAACUCUUGAAUGUUUACGGUUGCCUUGGUAAUUUGCUGUCUGUUAGCCAAUGUCUGCUAGAAGAAGUUGUUUACUGAACGGUCGUUAUGAUAACACAGUCUAAUGCAGACACCUCUAUGUGACUGAAAUAAAACAGGCCAYAUGUUGGGGAGAUUGCCUUUGGGAUUUCCCUGCUUGGAGUUUAGUCUACAAAAAAUACAUUUGAUGCAUGCUUUUUGUGCAUAUUUCAGUAUUGGGACAGCUAAUGUUAACAGUGACUUCUGGAAGUAUAACUUUAUUAUGC
This is a messenger RNA of Poecilia reticulata (guppy), 3541 nucleotides long. RefSeq names its product RAS (RAD and GEM)-like GTP-binding 1 (gene rem1). Gene Ontology annotation, molecular function: GTP binding; GTPase activity; calcium channel regulator activity. Gene Ontology annotation, cellular component: plasma membrane. NCBI's taxonomy places the organism in Eukaryota, Metazoa, Chordata, Actinopteri, Cyprinodontiformes, Poeciliidae. Gene Ontology annotation, biological process: negative regulation of high voltage-gated calcium channel activity. The record is from RefSeq and is a predicted model, not a curated record.